GUCCGGGGAAUACCAACCACAACAUCCUUUCCUCCCACCCUGGAUCAUCUCUUGGGAGUGUGGGAAAACGCCCUGUCCAGACCUCAAGAUAUCACCAUUGUCUGAUGUGACAUCGAAACUACUGCAACACAAGAGUUCAUCUACGAAAUACAGUCGUCUUUAGAGUGUUUGUGCGGGAGAAGGGAGGAGCGGUGGAAGCGGGCCAUUGGUGGAGGGGCGGGGGGAUAUCUGGUGAAAGCUCACUCGUCCCCGUCCCAUCUUCCGCCUCUCUCUCUCCAGUUCCUCUUUGAAGUCGGUAUCGUUCAGUGCUUUUCAGUAUUGUUACUAGAAUUCUUUCCACACUCUUAACCACCCUCUAGAACUCUGCCAUACCUUACUAACACUUUCCUACCGGCCUUAGCUAACGAUCCUUACCAUUUUAUACAAUUGUUCACAAUUUUUUCUUCAACAUAACUAAUACCUGACUGUCAUGAAGCUUUCUCAUCAUCAUUCUAUUUCAUGUCCCAUAAGCUAUCUAAGCUGAAUCCAUCUCUUCAAUCAAUCUUCACUGGCAUCCAUCAUCUGAGUAUUCAAGGUUUUAAAAGUUAGUUUUUAUACUUCUAACUACACUGCAUAAAAAAAAAAAAAAAAACUCGUCGCAUUUUACCUAGUGCAGUCAGUCAGUCAGUUUCUUCACUUAAACUUGUAUUUUCUACUACUUCGUUCGUGUUUCACUUUCUCAUCUCAGAUAAUGCUCCCUUCUUCACUUGUCCUUACUAACAAUUUUGGUAUUCACUACUACCACAUAAUCCAUUAUUUGUAAUGGAAUAAGAGACAACACCAUAAACCAGGAAAAACAUAUCACCGGAGAAGCCACAGUGUAAAUCAAUAUGCGACUGUCAAUGAUCCUGGUGUGGGUAGCACUGGCGUGGAUGGCCAUAUGUGGAGUGAGUGCAGAGCCUGAAAAGGAACCCCAGCUUGAUGCCUUGGCUGAUCCAGACCCAGGAAGGGAACGGAGGCAGCUGUCCUCAGUCACCAACGCCCUUCGGUUGGUGAUACCGGGUGUUCGCCUUGCCGCCCGCCGCCUUACACAAGAGGUAGCACCCGCAGUAGGAAGCACCAUUCUGAAAGCAGGAAAUCAUCUGGCCUUACGGGCAGCAGAGGGGCUUCAAGAUACGGUUCAAGUUGUAAAUGAGCACCUGGUGCCCGCCAUUGAGGAUCACCUUGUACAGGCGACCAAUGCUGCUGUGCCUUACAUUAACCGUGGGAUCGAUGCCCUUGGGGUAGGGAUCCAGCAGGGCGCUGAGGUGGUGUCGCGGUCGGCGACCAAGGGUGUAGAUCAGAUUGGGAGAAGAGUCCUCGGCCAGCGGCGACACCACCGUGUCAAGAAAAUCGCCAAUAACCUGAAGGGUAGCAUCACAUCUUCUCUUAACACCAUCGCCAGUGCCAUCACUUACCUUUCUUCACCUGACCAGCCUUAUACUAACAGCGAUUAUCACAACUCCAACGAGUAUAGAAACUACUAUGACUACAGAGACAACUACUAUUAUGACAAUUCUGCCAACAACUAUGACUAUUACACCAGACCAGACGACUACCCAACAUACCGACCUGACAGGGGCGGGGACGCAAGUGUGCCAGGGUCUGAGGUUCAUACAGUCGGCCAAGCCCUGGCGCGUAUGGUAGGCAACACUGCCUACUCCCUCUCCUCCAGUGUGUUGGGGCAAAAUCUGACUCAGGCGGUGGCGCCCCUCGCAAAGUCCGUGAGUAAGACCAUGAGUGAGUCUUUACCCGCAGUCUCCUUCGGUGAUGGGCGGAUCGUGAUCGACCUACCAGGCACAGACAACUCUGAGCGAACGGAAGUACCACCAAGGUCAUGUACCACUCCAGUGGGGAAGAAAGGUGUCUGCCAAGACCUUGGAGACUGCCCAAACCUUAUUCUCGACCUGACCAAUCUCCGCAAAUCUGUCUGCUUCAAGAGACUCUUUGUGCCCGGUGUUUGCUGUCCCAGUGAAGGCAUAAGUGUGGACGACGACAGAUUCCCAGACAAUCAACCAACUACUACGAGUACUACUCAUCGUCCACCACCUAUCACUAUCCCGACCACCCAACGUCCGACGCCCGUUGCUUCUGCUCCUUCUACCACAAAACCACCCGAACCUGAUCGUAACGUCCACUGCGGUGUACCUCAAGUUCCCGAGUUUCGCGUGGUGGGUGGCAAAGAAUCUGGUCGCGGACAGUGGCCGUGGAUGGCGGCAGUAUGGCUCCAUGGACCAAAGAAGACUGAGUUUUGGUGUGGAGCAACUCUCAUUUCCCGCCGCCACAUCCUCACUGCUGCUCACUGCACCAAAGACUCUAGGGGCAAAACGUUCAAUCCUCAGCAGUUCACCGUCCGGCUCGGUGAUCAUAACAUCUUUAGCACGAAUGAUGACUUCAUUUCUAAGCCAAAGACUUACAGUGUGAUGUCGGGCAUGGAACAGUCUCUUCCCACGCCCCACCGUUCAUCAUCCUCUGGUGGGAAAAAGAGGAGACGAUCCCCUGUGGAUGAAUUCACCCUUCCACAAAAUGACGCUUCGCUCCCAGGGACCAGUCAGGCCGCCACCGCCACGUCAGCACAGCCUUCUGUGUCUGACGACCGGGUUGCCCUGGAUAGACUGUCUACCCUCGUGUCUGGCCUUAUCGAAAAGUUGGACAGGGACACCGGGACUGACUUCAGUGGCUUUCAUGCCCUCUCUUCCUCGGAAGAGGAGGAAGUUUUUGUUCCUCCGACUCCGUGCACGAGCCAGCCUGACCCUCUUGACAGCCUGGACCAGCUUGGGCGUGAGGAGGGUGCAGAUGAGGAUUUCCUGAGGGCUUUGAGUGACCUUUCUGGCCAUUUCCAUGGCGAGGAGAAAAAGGGGAGACCCGCUGUCUGA
Molecule: messenger RNA, 2894 nt
Organism: Portunus trituberculatus (swimming crab)
Lineage: Eukaryota; Metazoa; Arthropoda; Malacostraca; Decapoda; Portunidae
Exons: 9
Coding region: 870-2894 (674 amino acids)
Biological process (GO): proteolysis
Molecular function (GO): serine-type endopeptidase activity
Source: RefSeq, a predicted model, not a curated record